AUGGCCUCCUACGAUCCUACCGAUCCUGAGAUGCAGUAUCUUGCUGUGGACCGCAAGAAGUUGCUGAAGGAGCAAAAGCAGUCCUUUGAUGCCAAGAAAUCUUGCUGGGCGCCUGAUGCUGAACAAGGUUUCCGUGCUGCAGAACUGAAGAGCACAAAGGGCGAAGAAGUCACAGUACUCAUUCUUGAGACAAACGAGACUAAGACGUUUAAGAAGGAUGAAGUUCAGUCGAUGAAUCCUCCCAAGUUCGAGAAGAUUGAGGAUAUCGCCAACAUGACCUACUUGAACGAAGCCGCCGUCCUGUACAACCUGAGGUCCAGAUACACCUCUGGCUUGAUCUAUACGUACUCAGGCCUGUUCUGUAUCGCCAUCAACCCCUACCGCCGUCUCCCCAUCUAUACCCCGUCCAUCGUGGCCAAGUACAGAGGCAAGAGGAAGACAGAGAUGCCUCCUCACUUGUUCUCCAUCUCUGACAACGCCUACCAGUUCAUGGUGCAAGAUCGCGAAAAUCAAUCCAUGCUGAUCACUGGCGAGUCUGGAGCCGGAAAGACGGAGAACACCAAGAAGGUCAUCGCCUAUUUCGCUUAUGUCGCUGCUGCCUCCAAGGGAGAAGUGGAACAAGACGAAAAGAAGGGUUCCCUCGAGGAUCAGAUCGUGCAAGCUAACCCUGUCCUUGAGGCCUACGGUAACGCCAAGACGUCCCGUAACAACAACUCCUCCAGAUUCGGGAAAUUCGUGAGGAUUCACUUUGCCACAUCUGGCAAAAUCGCUGGUGCAGACAUUGAAACAUAUCUUCUUGAGAAAUCUCGCGUGACUUACCAACAAUCUGUUGAGAGGAACUACCACAUCUUCUACCAGAUGCUGUCACAGGCUGUUCCGUCUGUGUUAGAGACGAUUGUGGCCAAACCUGAUGCUGGUCUCUACACCUUCAUCAAUCAGGGAGUCCUCACAGUCAACGGCAUCGACGACAAGGAGGAAAUGAAAAUGACUGAUGAAGCCUUUGAUGUCCUGGGAUUCACCGGGGACGAGAAAACUAGCGCCUACAAAUGUACAGGUUCAAUAUUGCACAUGGGUGAAAUGGCGUUUAAGCAGAAGGGUGAACAGGCUGAGCCUGAUGGAACUGCUGUGGCUGAGAAGGUUUCCUUCCUGUUGGGUGUCAACUGUGGUGACUUCCUGAAGGCUCUGUGUAAACCCAAGAUCAAGGUGGCCAUGGAUUACGUCACUCAAGGACGAACCAAGGAUCAGGUUCUCUAUUCUGUUGGUGCUUUGUCCAAGUCCCUCUACGACCGCGUGUUCAACUGGCUGGUCAAGAGGGUGAACCAGUCACUGGAUACCAACAAACCCAGGCAGUUCUUCAUUGGUGUUCUGGAUAUUGCAGGGUUUGAAAUCUUUGAUUUCAACAGUUUUGAACAGCUCUGCAUCAAUUACACCAACGAACGUCUGCAGCAGUUCUUCAACCACCACAUGUUUGUGCUGGAACAGGAGGAAUACAAGAAGGAAGGCAUAGUCUGGGAGUUCAUUGACUUUGGAAUGGACUUGCAGGCCUGCAUUGAACUCAUUGAAAAGCCUUUGGGUAUUCUAUCCAUCUUAGAAGAGGAGUGCAUGUUUCCCAAAGCUUCUGACAAGACUUUUAAGGACAAACUAACUCAGAACCACAUGGGCAAAUCUCCAAACUUCCUUAAGCCCAACAAAUCAAUGAAGGGAGGCCAACAUGGUGACUUCGCCUUGAAGCACUAUGCAGGAACAGUUCCCUACAACAUCGGAGGCUGGCUGGAGAAGAACAAGGACCCUGUCAACGAGACCAUUGUGGAUCUUCUGAAACAAUCUAAGGAGCCACUUGUCCAGUUGCUUUUCUCUCCAGCUGAACCAGAUGCUGCAGCGGCAGCUGGAGCUGGUAAGAAGAAGAAGAAGAGUUCUGCUUUCCAGACAAUCUCCGCCACUCACAGGGAAUCAUUGAACAAGCUGAUGAAAAACUUGUACACAACUCAUCCACACUUUGUACGGUGUAUCAUCCCCAACGAAACCAAAACACCAGGCCUGAUUGAUGCUGGUCUCGUGCUCCACCAGCUCCAGUGCAACGGUGUCCUUGAGGGUAUCCGUAUCUGCAGGAAGGGUUUUCCCAGCAGAGUCGUGUACUCUGAAUUCAAACAAAGAUAUUCCAUCUUGGCCCCCAAUGCUAUUCCCCAAGGCUUUGUUGAGGGCAAAGUUGUCUCUGGGAACAUUUUGGAGGCUCUGAAAAUGAACCCAGAUGAGUACCGUCUGGGUAAUACCAAAGUGUUCUUCAAGGCUGGUGUCCUCGGUUACCUUGAGGAACUCCGUGACGAGCGACUGUCUACUAUAGUGGCUCUGUUCCAGGCUCACAUUCGAGGCUACUUAAUGAGGAAAUACCUGAAGAAUCUACAUGACAAGAGAGUUGCCCUGGAAAUGAUCCAGAAGAAUAUCCGCAAGUGGCUGGCCAUGAGGAACUGGUGUUGGUGGAGAUUCUACACCAAGGUCAAGCCUCUUCUCAGUAUUGCUGCUGCUGAAGACGAAAUGAAACAGAAGGAGGAAGCACUUGUCAAAACAAAAGAGGAGCUGGGAAAGAUCACAUCCAGGUCAAAGGAACUUGAGGAACAGAACGUCACCUUGAUGAAGGCCAAAAAUGAUCUUGUCCUCGAGGUCCAGACAAAGCAAGACAUCAUUGAUGACUGUGAAGAAAGAGUUGAGCAGCUGCUCAAACAGAAAAAUGACUUUGAAAGUGAGCUAAAGGAACUGGAGGAGCGUAUCUUGAACGAGGUAGAUGCAAAUGCUGAUGCUGUUGAGAAGAGGAGACAAAUGGAAACUGAAAACAAUGAGCUGAAGAAAGAUAUUGAAGAACUUGAGAGCUGUCUUGAUAAGGCUGAACAAGAAACGAAAACCAAAGAAAACCAAAUCAGGACCCUACAAGAUGAAAUUGCCCAGAAAGACGAAGCUAUGGCCAAACUCUCAAAGAACAAAAAGGACAUUGAAGCCCAAAACCAAAAAACAGCUGAUGCUCUCCAGGCCGAAGAAGACAAAGUCAACCAUCUUACUAAAUUAAAAACCAAACUAGAACAUUCUCUGGAUGAUAUGGAGGACUCUCUUGAACGUGAGAAGAAGUUGCGAGCCGACGUUGAGAAGGUCAGGAGGAAGUUGGAACAAGAUCUGAAGAUGACACAGGAAGUGGUUGAAGAACUGGAAUGCAUUAGACGUGAAAUGGAAGACACCAUUAAGAGAAAAGACAAAGAUAUUGCCAUGAUCAGCUCACAGCUUGAGGACGAACAAGGCCAUGGGGCUCAACUUCAGAGAAAAAUCAAGGAGUUGCAGGCUCACAUUGAGGAACUUGAGGAGGAACUGGAAACAGAAAGACAAUCCCGUUGUAAGGUUGAAAAGCAAAGGAUGGAGUUGGCUCGUGAACUUGAAGAACUUUCAGAACGUUUGGAUGAAGCUGGUGGUGCCACAUCAGUACAGGUUGAGCUGAACAAGAAACGGGAACAGGAGAUUCUAAAGAUGCGAAGAGAGCUAGAAGAAAGUGCUAUUCAUCAUGAAACACAGAUUACUGUCUUUCGUAAGAAACACCAAGAUGCUGUCAACGAACUCGGUGAUCAACUUGAACAGCUACUCAAAUUGAAGUGCAAACUAGAGAAGGAAAAGCAAGUGAUGAAGGGAGAGAUUGAUGAACUUCAAGUCCAGUUUGAUCACGUCAAGAAGAACAGGGGAUGCUCUGAAAAGAUAUCUAAACAGAUGGAAACCCAGUUCACCGAAAUGAACCUGAGGAUUGAAGAGUCAACACGACAAAUCAAUGAAUUCCAGUCCUGUAAGUUCAAACUACAAACGGAAUGCAGUGACAUCACCCGUCAGCUUGAGGAGGCUGAACAUCACGUCAGUCACUUGAGUAAAGAGAAGUCCACUCUGUCUAGUCACUUGGAGGAAUCCAAAAGAAGUUUGGAGGAAGAGUCUAGGAUUCGCAUGAAACUCCAAUCUGAUAUACGAAACCUGAACUCGGACAUGGACAGCAUCCGUGAUCUGCUGGAGGAAGAGCACGAGAGAACUGCCACACUUCAGCGUCAGCUGGCGAAGGCCAACAAUGAAGCUCAGCAGUGGAAGUCCAAGUACGAGACUGAGGGCAUUUGUAGGAUGGAGGAGAUUGAAGAGUCCAGGCGGCGUCUUCAGGCUAAGCUGACAGAAUCUGAACAAAACUUACAAGCAGCUUAUAGCAAGUGCAACGCUUUGGAAAAGGCCAAAUUUAGACUACAGGGAGAAUUGGAAGAUUUAAUGGUCGAUGUUGAGAGGGCUAAUGCAACAUCUACGACCUUAGAGAAGAAGCAAAGAACGUUUGACAGAACCGUGCAGGAAUGGCAGGUUAAGGUCACCAAUCUGCAGACAGAGCUGGAAACUUCUCAUAAGGAGUCCCGUAACUACUCAUCUGAACUCUUCCGCUUCCGUAGUCAAGUUGAGGAAUACCACAGUCAAGUGGAGACUUUAACAAGAGAAAACAAGACCUUGUCUGCUGAAGUUCAUGAAGUAACUAUUCAAUUAAGUGAUGGCGGCCGUGGUGUUCAUGACGUCGAGAAGAUGUACAAGCGUCUCCAGAUGGAGAAAGAGGAACUCCAGACUGCCCUGGAGGAAGCCGAGUCCUCUCUUGAAAAGGAGGAGGCCAAGGUGGUGAGGAUAACACUGGAGUUGGCUCAAGUGAGAGCCGGCAUCGACAGACGUAUAGCAGAGAAAGAAGAAGACUUUGAAAACACUCGUCGUAACCAUCAAAAGGUUCUGGCGUCCCUGCAAAUCAGUUUGGAAUCCGAAACCAAGAGCAAAACCGACGCCAUGAAGAUCAAGAAGAAAUUGGAACAAGACAUCAAUGAGCUUGAAAUCGCCCUUGAUGCAGCAAAUCGUUCUCGUGUUGAAGCCGAGACAAGUUCCAAGAAAUACUACACUGAGAUCAGGGAACUUAACAUUAAGAUCGAGGAUUUCCAGAAAGUGCGUGACGAGUCUCGUGAAUCCUACCAGUCUCUUGAACGCCGUUGUAACAUGCUGAAGGGAGAGACUGAGGAGAUGCGCACAUCAUUGGAGUCGUCUGAACGUGCCCGCAAAGCCGCUGAACUUGAACUGAGUGACGUCACAGAACGCAUGAAUAUGCUGACUGUCCAGAUCACUUCAAUCUCAAGCCAGAAGAGGAAGUUCGACAGUGACAUCACUGCCAUGCAGUCCGACCUAGAUGACAUGCACAACCAGCUCAAGAUAUCCGAGGAGAACUGCAAGCGCGCUGUUGUUGAUUUCACUCGCGUGUCUGAAGAGCUCCGAGUUGAGCAGAACAAUAGCACACAGCUGUUGAAGGUCAAGAUGCACUUUGAGAGUCAAGUUAAGGAACUUCUGAUAAGAGUUGAGGAAUCCGAGGGCUUGGGACUCAAGGGAGGCAGGAGGAUGAUCCAGAAACUCGAGCUUAAGAUUCGUGAACUGAAUUCCGAGCUUGAGAACGAGCAGCGCCACCAUGCGGAAACCCGGAAGAGUUCUCGUCUUGCUGAACGGCGUCUGAUGGACCUGAUGUUCCAGGCUGAGGAGGACAGGAAGACCCAGGAGAGACUCCAGGAGACUGUGGACAAGCUGAAUGCCAAACUGAAGGCAUACCGGGUACACAUUGAAGAAGUGGAGGAGAUUGCCACCAUGAACCUGACCAAGUUCCACAAGAUGCAACAGGACCUUGAAUAUGCUGAAGAGAGAGCCGACUCCGCUGAGGCAACUGUCCAGAAACUGAGAGUCAAGAACCGCGUCUCUGUUUCCUCAGUUAGAAUCUAUUCCAAGACGUCUCAAUAACUGAUGUCGGCUGGCCUUCCAAUGAAGUGAUUACUGUUCAAUAUUUAAACCUAACUUAUUGA
Messenger RNA from Haliotis rubra (blacklip abalone), 5870 nucleotides. Its product is annotated as myosin heavy chain, striated muscle-like. NCBI's taxonomy places the organism in Eukaryota, Metazoa, Mollusca, Gastropoda, Lepetellida, Haliotidae. Bases 1 to 5808 code for a protein of 1935 amino acids. The transcript has 32 exons. Gene Ontology annotation, molecular function: cytoskeletal motor activity; actin filament binding; ATP binding. The record is from RefSeq and is a predicted model, not a curated record. Gene Ontology annotation, cellular component: myosin complex.